UAAAACCCUCAUUAGAAGGCUAGAAGCUUUUCAUUAACCAUUUGCUCUCUCUCUCUCUCUCUCUCACACACACACACACACACACACUUCACCUAUAUAUAGUGCCACUUUGGGUGAUUACAGUGUUAGGAAGUAAGCUAGCCAUGAAGUACGGGGAGAUAACCCACUUCAGCCAUCAACAUAAGCUAAGGUUUGAAUACACAGAAGAUCCUUUCAAGUGUGAUGGGUGCAAAGAAGUAGGCAUAGGAUCGCGUUACAAAUGUAGCAUCUGUGACUUCGACCUACACAAGCAGUGUGCCCUCCCUGCUCGCUCCAUCAACCACCCUUUCUACCCCAAGUGUUCCUUCCAGUUCCUCCCUCGACCACCAGGGGAUGUCCCUCGGUUCUGCAACGCCUGUGAGAAAGAUGUUAAUGGGUUUGUCUAUCACUGCGAGUCCUGUGGGUUCGACCUCCAUCCAACUUGUGCUAACCUCCCUCGCGUACUCGAUGAUGGUGAGGUAAAGCUCUAUCUGUAUCGCAAGGUAAGUGCAUCUUGCCACAGGUGUGGUAGGAAAGGUCGAAGCUGGAGUUACAGGUCCUCCUGUCAGAAGUACAACUUACAUGUAGCUUGUGUAAGGGAGAUGCUUGUGGAGAGCUGGCAUAAUAUCUAUGUUGGCCGUGUAAGCAGCUAUGGUGGCACUAAUAAGAAGUUGGAAACAAGAAUUCCAAGCCUGAAAGGAACACUUCAGAACCACCACCGUAGUAAAGGUAAAGUGCAGAAGUGUUGUCAGAUGGCUGGGCUGGCUGUUCAGUUCAUCAUCUCUGCCGUCCUCGGAGAUCCGACAGCUAUCAUCGCCGGCGUUGUUGGAUCGUUAAUAUCCAAAGCAUAAUAGUUAAGGAGUCAAGAGGGGUGGUGGGUAUGGGAGAUCAAAGCCUAAAGGUACUUGGAUAAAUGUAUCUAGUGGUAGUUUUAACUUUCAAUGAAGUCUAAUGUUUGGGCUUAACUUGUCAAAGGAAGGGUCGCAGUGUUUGUGUUAUUUCUUGUACUUCGGUAAAAGUUUGUCAUCUAACUUCCAAUGUGAAUAAUGUAGAGAUGUAAACGGAUGGAAUUCAAAUCAAACAUAACACUAUUUGUAUCCACA
Molecule: messenger RNA, 1121 nt
Organism: Macadamia integrifolia
Lineage: Eukaryota; Viridiplantae; Streptophyta; Magnoliopsida; Proteales; Proteaceae
Exons: 1
Coding region: 144-869 (241 amino acids)
Source: RefSeq, a predicted model, not a curated record